Patella vulgata (common limpet) is the source of this 5958-nucleotide messenger RNA. RefSeq names its product DDB1- and CUL4-associated factor 6. Gene Ontology annotation, biological process: positive regulation of transcription by RNA polymerase II. The coding region runs from base 110 to 3163 and encodes 1017 amino acids. NCBI's taxonomy places the organism in Eukaryota, Metazoa, Mollusca, Gastropoda, Patellidae. The transcript is spliced from 16 exons. Gene Ontology annotation, cellular component: cytoplasm; Cul4-RING E3 ubiquitin ligase complex. Gene Ontology annotation, molecular function: protein binding. The record is from RefSeq and is a predicted model, not a curated record.
UAAAAUGGCUUCCGUUGAAAAGAUAGUCAAAGUAUGACAGAAGAAUUUCAAUGUUUUAACUAUUUAAAGGAGAUAACAAUCCGGGUUUCUCACCACUCCACAGCUUGUGAUGUUUCCUUCAAUACAGCGCAGACAGUAUGGCUUGGAGAAGAAGUCUAAAUUAUACGACAUUGCAAGAGGUGUAAGUUUUGUACAGAGACUCAAAUUAGACAAGAAACUUGAAGUACAUGCUGGCUGUGUUAAUACAAUAUGCUGGAGUGAUUCUGGAGAAUAUAUUCUGUCUGGUUCAGAUGACCAAAAUCUUGCCAUUACUAAUCCCUUCACUCAAAAGACUAUUGCCAGUAUAAGAUCAGGUCACAGAGCUAAUAUCUUCAGUGCUAGAUUUUUACCAAAUUCCAGAGACAGACAUGUGAUAUCAUGUUCAGGUGCUGGAAAGAUAUAUUUCACAGAAGUAAACAGAGAGGAUACAUAUGGUAAAAAUAGAUUUGAUUGUCAUGUUGGUACAACAUAUGAGGUUAUUACUUUACCUAAUGAAGCAACAACAUUUUUAUCAUGUGGAGAAGAUGGUACAGUACGCUUGUUUGAUCUACGUGCCAAAACCAGCUGUAGUAAAGAAAACUGUAAAGAUGAUGUGAUGAUAAAUUGUCGUCAAGCAGUUACGUCCCUGGCUGUAGAUCCUAUAAUGCCAUAUCAUCUAGCAGCUGCAUGUUCUGAUAGUUCCGUCCGUAUCUUUGAUAGACGUAUGUUAGGUACAAGAGCUUCAGGUAAUUAUACAGGGCGUGGUAUAACUGGUAUGAUAAGUAGAUUUACAGCACCAUUAGAACAUAAAGCUUACAGAAUAACAUCUUUAAACUACAGUGAUAGAGGUCAUGAUGUCUUAGUCAGCUACUCAUCAGAAAAUAUAUAUUUAUUCUGCACAAUGGAUGAAAGGAAACCAAGAGUAUUGAAAUCUAGGAAUACACCAGAGGGUGAUGACAGAUCAGCAAGUCAAUCAUCUACAUCAGGUGAUGCAGCUAGUAGGCAACCACCAAUUAAACGAUUACGUCUGCGUGGUGAUUGGUCAGAUACUGGUCCUAAUGCUAGACCUGAAAGAGAGAGAAUGCAAGAAGAGAGUGGUAAUCAAAGCCCACAUGCUACUCUGAUGCAACGAAUGUCAGAAAUGUUAACACGUUGGUUAGACGGUAGUCUACGCAGAGAUGAUGAUCCUGCUGUUCCACCAGAGGGAGCUGUAGCAGCACCCAUUAUUGGGGAACCUGCACUUCCAAAUCCAAAUAUUGAGCAACCCCCUCUCCCACCAGAACCCCCUGUGGAGAUACUCCCCCCUGAACCCCCAAGUUUAGACACAAAUGUCGAAUCUACUCUUGAAGAAAGUAGUGUUGAUAUGGGAGAAUCUUGUAGUAGAAAAACUAAUGAUAGUGUGUCCAGUUUAAAUGUAGAAAUGUGUAGUUUAGAGAACAAUCUUACUGAUGCUAAACCCUCUACAUCUCAGAGUGUAGCUCAGAAUCGUGUGAGACCAAAAUCUCUGUAUAGUUUAGAUGAGUCUAGUACAACUAGUGUGUUUUCUUCUAGUCCCAGCACUGAUGAACCAGUUUCAACACCUUCAGAACGUUCAGCUUCAACAUCAGAUACUGUUUCUUCUGUGAAAACUGGUUCGAUCAGCAUAGAGCCAGAUGAAAAAAGUGCCUCAUCAGGAGUUGAUCCUGAUUUAGAACUCAUAGAUGAAGGUGUAACUCAAACUAAGACUCAAGAUAAUAAUACUAUAGCUGGUUCUCAAAAUAACGAAAUAAAUAUAUCAAAAUCUGACUUAAACAAAAAGUCCCGAAGCCAAGAAGCUAAAAGCUGUGAUAUGGAGUGUGCAACUACAUCUGAUUCAAGUGCAAUACCCAAAUGUCUUUCAAGUUCAACCCAGACUGAUAAUUCUCAAAAACUAGAGCCUAUUAUAAACUUGCAUUACUCCAGUCAGGGUACAAGUGCCAGUACUAUUAGUGUAGGGUUUGCCUCAUUUGAUUUGACAGGCACUUCCACAUCUGCUCAAGCAAGGACAGAUAACUCUAAUAGUGUACCUACUGAUCUUCCUUCUACUUCUUCACAAACUGUGGCCCAUACGGAAGCUACAACUGUUAAUAACAUAUCUGAUGAUGCCACACACUGUGCACCUAAUAAUAGUGAUAAUUCUUGCCAAGGGCCAGGUGCAUUUACAGGACAAGAAGAAUCCUUAUUGGAACAUUCAGAGGCUUCAACAUCUCAUACGGAAGUCACCGAACAAAUAGAUUCCAAUACUGGGUCUGUAACUGAACAGACCACAUUACUAACUACAGCAGAUCUAGCUUUACCGAUUGCUAGCAGAUUACAAGAUACUAUAGAUAGCAGUGAGGGUAUGGUUACUUUUACUGAAUCUGAGAGUAGUACUAGUGGAGAGAGAUCCGAACAACCUAAUCGUAGAACUAUCCAAAGACCAGAGAGAAGAAGUAUAUCUAGUAGUGGUAUAAGACACAGGCGUAUAGGUAUUAGUGGGCCACCAACAGGACAGCGUGAAGAAGAGGAGAGUAGUGAUGAAGAUAUUCUUCCAAGACCUAUUCCAAGGUGCAGAUUCUUCAGAGAUGAAAGUGAUGAAGAACGUCAUAUAGCAGCAUUUAAACUACAGACAGCCUAUCGUAAACGACAGGAAGUUAGAGAACAACAAGAAAUGAAAGAUGUCUAUCAGCCUAAAACUAAAAGGAAAUAUAAAGGUCAUAGAAAUGCUAGAACAAUGAUAAAAGAAGCAAACUUUUGGGGGGAUAAUUUUGUUAUGAGUGGGUCUGAUUGUGGACAUAUAUUUAUAUGGGAUCGUCAGACUGGUGAAGUUGUUAUGUUAUUAGAAGCAGAUAGACAUGUUGUAAAUUGUUUACAACCUCAUCCUUUUGACCCUAUAUUAGCUUCUAGUGGUAUUGAUUAUGAUAUCAAAUUGUGGGCGCCUUUAGAAGAUCAACCAAUAUUUGAUUGUGAAAAGGCCCAAGAAGUAAUAAGAAGAAAUGAGAUUAUGUUAGAGGAAACGAGAGAUACUAUUACAGUUCCUGCCGCCUUUAUGUUACGUGUUCUAGCUUCUCUAAAUCAAAUACGUGCAGGAAGAAAUGUGAGUGCACGUCCAGAAGCUAAUCGUGAGAUAUCUAGUGAUAGUGAUUAGAAUAUGUCACUAUUUUCUCUAUUUUACUAAAGAAAUCGGAAUUUUAUGCCAAAUAUUGAUAUGAAAAUCUACAGCAUUUAUAUUAAUAUCAUGUUGUUAAUGAGCUUUGAUUAUUUCAUGGAAAUAUCCAUUUAUUAAAAUUUAUUUUGCAAAAAAUUAUAUUUACACUGACACUUUGAGAUAUCAAUUCAUUUUAAAUUAACUUUCUUUUUAAUAAAAGAGAUUGUUAUUGCAGUCUUCAAUUUGAAAUUAUGUCUAAUAUUAAAAUACAAGUCAACUUAUUCCACAGAUCUCCUUUAAAAUGAACAAAAUUUAUACAUGGAAUUAUUGUUGUAUGAAUACGAGAUUACCAAUUAACAUACAUGUAUUUAAUGUGUAGUCCAACUCAUUCUUGGAACCCUAUAGCUUCUCGUUGACAUAGGGGCAUAAUAAAAGUGUCACUUAUACAUUUGAACAUGGACUAAUCCAUGGAUUUAUUAACUAUUUGACAUAACCUCAAUCAUGCACCACACAGAAGUCAAUGUGUUUCUACCCCCCAGAGUAGAACAUAUAGAUAAAAAUACAGUCUUAUUAUAAAUAUAAUUGACUUUACUAUGCAAUUUAAUUCAGUUCAUCCAGGUAUCUUUACAUCUGUAAAUGAAUUUUUUCACUUUCUUUUUUAAUAAAACAGAUUGUGACUAGAAUAACCCAGACACUAAUCUUAUUAAUGUUGUCAAUUAUAACUAAACUUUAGAUCAUGGACAGAGGGGAUAAACAGGUGACUCCUGAUAAAUAGUUAUUUCACUCCAAAAUUAUGUUGCAGCACCAAUAUGCACUAGUUACAUUUCUAAUUUAAAACUCCAUACAGUUUUGAAUACUUUUCUUAACAAAUGUUAUAUUUGACAUUCAGUAUAAAUGAAAAUUAUUCUAAAAAUAUUAAGAAACGCUCUAUUUUACAUAGAAUUUAUUCUGGAGAAUAUUCCAAAAUAUUUUGAUUUAUAUCGUGGAAAAAUAAUAUGGUAAAUAAUAUUAAUCGACAAGUAUUAAACAUAUAAUCUCAAAUAAUGCAAUUUAAAGGGGCAUUGUACACGAGACUAAGACAAGAUGAUCUACAUGUAAUGUAGUUAUUAUAUUUUAUGUUAUAGUUAUUUGUUAAGAUAUAUAUAUAUAUAUAUAUAUAUAUGUUUUGAUGUUAUUUUGUAGCAGUGUGUGAUGUAGGUAUUGGUAAUGAGUAUGUUUAGUUGUAAGAUAAAUAUUACUGUAAUGAUAUGUAUUUAUGUAGGUAUGAUUGUUUUAGAAGAAAUACUCUCAUCACACUCAUAGGUGACCUGAAGAAGGAAAAAUUUAAACACUAGAGGUUGAUGUCCUUAUAAUGGUUGAGACAUUGUGUUAUGGGUCAAACAUAUGAUUGUCGAUUUGAUUAGAUUUUAUGUGAUAAUUUUUUUUUUGUGGAAUGACAAUCUGCUUUCUUUCAAAAUUUUAUAACCAUAGAUAAAGCUAGUGUACAGAUAUAAUUGAUUGUGUAUUUUUAUGGUGACAAAAUAAGUCGAAAGUGAAACUAAAAUUAGAAAACAAACCUACUUCCACUUAAAUGUAAAGUUUGUCCCACCACUGUUUGAAAAAACACACCACUUUAAAUACAUUGUUUUGACUAAAUCAAAGAAGUUUAGUGCCUUUAAUUAAAAAAAUGUUUUUUCAAGCUAUCCCUAACUGAUAAUGAUAUGUCCUUUCCACUAUUAUUAUAACAGAUACAUUAACUUUGUAUAGCUUGUGGUUUUAUUAGAGGACGAUUAACAUAGUACAGAAUCUUUGCAACAACCCACCCGAUCAAUUUUUUUUCUUUAUCAAAUAAAGUCAUUAUGUACUUUAGUGUAACAAUUUUAUCUCAUUCAGUAAAUUAUUCAUAGGUUAUGUAUAAUGUAAAAAAAAAAAAAAAAUUAAAAGGACUAUUUGUAAACAAGUAUGUAAAUUGAGGACAUAUUAUUGUGCUAAAUAAUUCACGUGAAGAAAAGCAUGUGUUUAACUACAGCAAUACUAUAAGUAAGACUCUUUCUAAACAAUUCAAUUCUGUGAUUAUCAAGUUUUAUUUGUAUAAUGUUAAAGCAGACUUUGUGUGACAUGAUAACGUUUGUUUUAAAUAAUUCAUUUUGUUAUACAGCCACAUUGAAACUGUGUUGAAUAUUGCUGUUGCACCCUGUCUGUUUGUCUGUCUGUCAUAUACAAUUUCUGCUAAUUAUUUCUAAAGUUAUGGCCCUUGUUUCAUGUUGUAGAAUUUUGUGAAUACGUUAUCGUCCGAUCUGUAUAGUAUGAAAUUUAUGAGCAUUAUUGAGAUUAAUGAAACAUAGAAGACUGUUGCUAUUCCAAAAUAUCUGUGAAUUACUUCUAGAGUUAAAGCCCUUUCUUCACUUUGUAGAAUCUUGUGAAUGCUCGAAUGCGAAAUGUUUUUUCUGAUCUGUAUGAAAUUCAUGAGCAUUAUUCAAGUUAGCUAGAUUUAUAGCCCUUGAUUCACUUUGUGGAAUCUUGUGAACACUUCAUCAUCUGAUCUUUGUUUCAAUUAUUGUCAUGGAUAACCUUUGCAACAAUUUCUGAUAAUCUUGUGAAUGUGCCAAUGAUACACAGUUUUAUGAUUUUGCUUUUAUUUACAUAGAUUUACAAUGCGACAACCUUUGUGGACUGCUCAGAUGAAUUAUGUACUGUGGGUGUAUGUUUUGUUGACUAUCUUUUUAUGUAUCUUUAUCAGCUAUAUGUAAAAUAUAUUAUAACCAUUUAUUUACUAUUUAUUGAUGGAUUGUUUAAUAAAUAAAUCAUAUAAUGUA